Messenger RNA from Anopheles stephensi (Asian malaria mosquito), 4974 nucleotides. RefSeq lists its product as uncharacterized. The transcript is spliced from 2 exons. Lineage: Eukaryota; Metazoa; Arthropoda; Insecta; Diptera; Culicidae. The record is from RefSeq and is a predicted model, not a curated record. The coding region runs from base 2953 to 4842 and encodes 629 amino acids.
ACGGAGCGGACACACGUAUCCCGAGAAUGUUGUUCAAAUAGGGGCAACAGAACAGAGCUUCUGUCGGUCGCUGUCGGAGCCUUUUACCACAGCGCGUGGGAGCACAACGCAUCCCUAUGAUGGGAACGAACGGUGGUUCGCAAGCGGAAAAGGACACCGAAAGCACCGUGUGGGGGUGGACCGUGGUGUGGGGCCUGUGUCAGGAUAAUAGAGUACGGGCCUGCAGGCUGUCAUUGCCAGCAGAUAGAAAAAAGAGAAAAAAUCAUCUGUUGCUCUUCAUUGAGAGAGAGAGAGAGAGGCAGCAACAGCAGUGUACCGGAUGCCGAACGAUGGAUACCCUCGUUGCUGGUGUGUGUGUGUGUAUGUGCUCUGACUGAUACCCGUGCGGGAGAGCUUUCGUUGGGAUGCUUUCAUCCGCUUCGGUUCCUCACCACGGAUGGGAACAUAAACGACAAGAUAAAGUAGCGAGUGGAAUUGAAUAUCAGUUAAUUAGUGGGAAAGAGAACCUAUAGCGCGAUACUGUCCUAGAGAGAGAGAGGGAGAGAAAGAUAAGGAACCAGAAUACAACAAGCAUGCACACAAACACCACACACACAUACAACCACAGCCACACGUACACAUAGCUUCAUGGAGCUUAGUCGAGUGCACAGAAAAGGGUGAUGAGCGCUUGAACGUUGGAUGAACGGACUUUUUUCCUCCCUCUGUGGCAGUGUCUAUUUUUAAAUUGUCCUUCGUCCUUGUAUAUUGAUAAAUUGAUUGAUGAAUAGGUAUGCAAAAUUACAAAAAAGGGGGCAAAAAAAAACACCCACAAACACAUUCCGUGCUCAUAACGGGCAACGCUGAUGGUGGCAAAAAUGGGGCCAUUUGGAUGAACGUUGUGCUGCAGGCAGGGUCGUCUAGUGGAUGCUGCUGUAAAGCCUUAGCUGCAUGACAUGGUUGAAGAGUGGCGGCCUCAGGGGGGGAAGAGGAUAGGAGAACGAUGGUUUUAAAUAUUGACGAUCGGUAUCGAGCAGACGUGCGGGGGGCAGGCUUACCAUUGAGUAAGGCACACCUCAUACAGAAGAGCUACAAGGGACUGGAUUACUGUAAUACCUGUACAAAGCAAAUGCAAAAAAUGCAUAAAAAUAACAGAGAGAAAAAAAAAAACCGCUACUGUCCUUUCAGCAGCGAUAAUGCUCUCGGAACGGUAACUGACUUUGAAAGUUGCUUUUCCAUUCGAUAAACGAACGUCAUUGCCUGAACCUUCCUUCCUGCAAGCCGCAUUCAAGCUGGACGAUCUCGUGAUCGAAUGGUCGCUGUUAUCGGGCUUGGUACCGAUAACGGAUAGAUUUGCUAGAUAAGUUCAUUUAAUAUGGCCAAGUUCGUGGACGAUGGCGGUAUUGUGCAAAACAUUCGAUUUGAAAUGAUUUUACUCAAGGUGGUGCUGUUCAUGUUAACGGACGCUUGUAUUUGCUUUUGUAGCAUAAUGUCACUCUUUUCGUUACUGUUAUCAAUGAUUGGCAACAACUUGAAACUCAAAUGUUGACCAGCUUGAAUCAUAAACAUUAAAUCUGAAACAUCUGUAGGUACGGAAAUAUGUACGGUAGAAGAACUCAUAAUAUUGUUAAGGCUUAAUGUAGAUUUAAUUGUUUAAUCUACUUGGGUUUUGAUAGGACUUCACCAAACAGUGAAUCCUUUUAUGGUUUUUAGUUGUAAAACCAAGAUGGUGAAAAAUCUCCUAAACUCCUUGUUGACAAAAUACAACGUCAACGUCAAGUGCGAUGACAGCCGACCGCGGAAGUACGCAGCCACUUAAGGAUGAGCCACGAGCGCAGCCGAAGAAAAAAAAAAACCUAGCCAGAGAGAGCCGGAGAAAGAGAGCGAAGGGAAAGGGCGAAUGACCGCGUUACACACGGCAGUAACAACCAUAAAGCGAGAGAAGGAAGACGUUUAGUUUUUUAUCUGCUAAAAGUGUAACUCAAAAUUACAAAAAGAAUACACUUAUUCACGGAUGUAGAAAAGGCGUCUAGUGCAUUUAUUCUCGCGGACUGUUGCCUGUUGCAUUUGCAACACUCCUAUAUGCUGUCGUCCGUUGGACAAUCGCUCGAAUUGAGCAGCUGGGUGGCACUGGUGGCAAAGCAUAUUUAGGUCGGUAGGUGCAUCGAAGAUCGAAGAGACACUCUCAACUUGUAUUAUCCAAUUGUUCUGGAUCAACUGAAGAUUAUUGGCUAUAAUGGCUAAGGACCCAUAGAAAUGCUGUUGGGCGAAUUUCGAACCGAGUGCCGCUAAUUUCAAGUAAUGCUUCUCUAACGUAUGAUUCGAGAUGAAGUUUUAUGUUCGUCGCCGUUCAACGUGUGUAUAUAUUUUUGUAAAACAAACUUUAGCAAAGCGUUGCGUCUUGCUGGGUAUAAUCGUUAACAAGGCCGUGCUUUCCAUUCGCAGGAAAAAUCAGUUGGAUUUGGACUGUGAUAUUUAAUUUCUAUCUCAACAAUUUAUUUGCUAUCUUCAACAAACCUAUCAACUCAUGUCCGAUGCUUAACACCAAGAUAUUGUUGAUCGCCCACGGAUACUUGCUGGAUAUUGACGACUUUGGGUCUGUCUGUCUUAUCAAUUUGUUGCGCGGAGAACACAAGCACCUAGUCACGUUGCUAGAUGUUUUGGUGUAUUUUUAUUGAAAAACAGUUUCGGCCCAGACGUCCGUCGUUCGUGACUGUUUAAUUCUAUCCCGCAGAGAACCCGUGGACGUGUGCGCAGUCAGCUGGUUAGCUCUGGCUCAAGUGCUCAGUUUGCGUUUUGCUCGAUCAGUUGCCGAGACACUACGCAACGUAACCGACGAAAAGUGUACGAUAUCGCGAGGUCUCGUGACCUACCGCAAACCCAUCUGGACGUGCUUUUCUGGCAGUAGUGCGUUAGCUGAUUGCCGUACGGAAAGGUGUUUCCACAGUAAAUAGGCACCAACUGUGUUGCUGCACGAUGGAGGAAGUCAUCUACGGAUCGAAAAAAUAUCCGAUUGCGGCGAAAGCUCGUAAAUCGAAGCUCGAUUUCCUCAGCGGCGUUCGGCGUCAUUACGAGAAAAAACAAAAGGACGCGAAGGUCACCAAAGAACCACGCAUUAACCUAUCCGUGCCAGGAACGCCAGUAUGUUCCCGGUACCUACGAAGACUCUCGUCAGGGCAGUACAUUGGGAAUGAUGAUGAGCCAAGUGGUGAGGAGGAACGCAAUUCGGUAGCGAAUCCGGAGCUCAUCGUCAGCAGCAUCGUACUGGACAAGUUCCUGAAAGAUAUGCAACAGCUGUCGGUAGACAAGGAAAACUCAAAACCCUCCGUCCAGCAACCGGGACAGGAGAAGUCCCAAGCACGCAAAAUGCACGAAACAGCUGAGGACUUUUUCGCCGCGUCGGAAGAACGGAAAGCCUAUCAUCGAACAUUUUCCGAAGCGGUGGGCACUGUUGGGGAGGCACCAGUGAUCGAGAAAAAUCCGGUGGUGAAGAAGUAUUUCGAAGAGUCUGCUACUCAACGGAGUUAUCGACGCGACUUUUCGGAAGCGUAUGGCGAACUGAUCGAAACGGAUCCCGUCAUUCCCGUGGAUAAGAAACCGAAAAAGAAAAAGACAAACAAGGCCAGCUCCAAAACAACCAAUGCACGGCGCACGAAACUCAUCAGCGACUCCUCGGAUGAUGAGCAGUCGUCGGAAGAGGUUGGCAGUGAGUUCUUGCAGGAAUUGGAACAGCUGAAGGAAUCCAAGAAACGGCUCGAAGAAAAGCUCAAUGCCUACCAGACGAAGACGGUGCCGGAGUUGCCGACAGGUGGGUUGGAAGAGAAAAGCACCCAAAAGUUCUUUGAGGAGUCGGAACAGGCGAAAACGUAUCAGCGAUCGUUCUCGCAGGCAGUACAAACGUUGCCCGCUGGACCACGAGACGUACGCGAUCCGACGGUACUGCAGUACUUCAACGACUCUGCAUCGCGUCAAACGUACAGACGAGAAUUUUCCGAGGUGUACAACGAGCUAGACCCAGUCCCAGUGGCGUCACCCACCUACAAACCGACAGUACCGGGAACACCGAUUAGCUCCAGGCAGUUGUACAAAUUGAAAAAGAACGUCGACACAGAGCCGGUCAUCCCAGCGCCGACGCCACAGCAACCUCCUGCUGCUGAGCAAUCAUCAUUCCUGGUGGACGAAUUGGAAGCUUUCAACGAAGAGCUGGACCGUCUGCGACAGAACAAACGGUUGGUAACUGUUCCGACCAAGGAGCAAGCCCAGUCCACCGCGUCGGAUUUCUGCGUGGACAGUUACCUCAACACGUCGAGCGAGAAGCAAACGUACAGUCGGUCCUUCUCCGAGGCAGCUCAAUCGUUUACCCAGUCGGAUGUGAAAAGCCCGGCGGUUCGUUCGUUUUUUGAAGACUCUUCCCGCAAGGGUACUCUGCGCCGAGAUUUCUCGGAGGCAUACCAGGAGGUGGAUGUGCCAGCGGUCCCUCCGGCAAAGCCGAAAGUACAAGAAGCUGAUGUAACAGCAAAGGCGACAACUGAUGCAUCAUAUGACCGGGAUCAAGAUAACAGACUCGCCGGUGAUGAUAACCAACCGUCCACCACUUCCCCAGCAGGCACGGGCACCAUUUCCAUCCCGGGUACACCGAUCAACUCUAGGAAGCUGGCCGCCUUUCGACGCAGCACCAGUGUGGAGCCCUCGGGCAAGGCAAGCGAAGCAACGGCAACGGCCCCGGUGCCACCGUCGCAGGAAGGCCUUCCGGCGCUGGCUCGAGUUCCACUGACACCGCAGCUUGAUGUUUCAGUGCCAAGACCUCCACCGACCACGGGGAUGACGACAAUCCCGGAAGGCACCGGAUCCAACGGGCACCUGUAACGGCGGACAAUGCUAACGCCGGGGGUGCAGGGCAGCGGGAGGCUCAGGAGGCCGCGCAGGAAGACAAGCAGACGCCGAAGACUGCAGCUGAGUUGGUAGAGCUGGACAGAGAGUUCUGGAAGAAAUUUGGUA